AUGCGCCUCCACACGUUCACGCUCGUCGUGUUCACUGCGGUUCUAGCACACAGCGCGAACCCUGCGAAGGCGUCCAACUCGACGACGACGGAAGGUGCUCCCUCAGCAAGUCUUCGUUCCUCUGACGCGUGCUGCGAUGACAUCCCUGUUGUGCAGGGGCCGGGUCCACACGAGACUACGGCGGGUGAAGCGAGGAUGCUAGAACCAUGGGUUGCAGCAAUCAGCAGCGUAGUUGCUCGUUUCGUGGAACAGGUGCAUAUGCAAUAUCCGGAGAAGCUCGCGGUCGAGAACUUUCCUGUGCACGUGUUGCGAGAAUUCGAUGAGAGUGCUAUCAGACACCUUUUUCGUUUAGAAUCGGCACACAUGACAACACAGCAGCUGGUGGAACACGCUCAAACUGUUGGUCGCUUGCCUCAAAACAAACCCGCAGAUGGACUCAGACUGAUCGCAGAGGCUCGCCAAGUAUUUCUUGCACAUGAGGCGAAAAUGGGAGCAAAGGUUCACCAAGAUUUUUUUGCACGUCAGGCGGAAAUGGGAGUGGAGACUCCCCAAUAUUUUCUUUCACUCCAGGCGGAAAUGGGAGUAGAGACUCCCCAACAUUUUCUUGCAGACCAGGCGCAAACAUUAGUAAAGGCUCACGGAAUGAUUCUCAAACACCAGGAGAUAAUGAUAGCAGAUACUCGCCAAGAUUUUCUUGCACACCUGGAGGAAAUGACGGCUGAGGCUCGCCGUUCUUUUCUUGGAAUCCAGGUGGAUUUGACAGCAGAGGCUCACAAAUAUGUUCGUGCACACGUGGCGAAAACGACGGCUCAGGCUCGCGAUUUUUUUCUUGCAAACCAGGCGGAAAUGACUGCAGAGACUCGCGAUUCUUUUCUUGCACACCAGGCGGAACUGACAGCUAAGGCUACCCAGUCUUUUCUUGCAAACCAGGCGAGAAUGACAGCAGAGGCUCACCAGUUUUUUCUUGCAAACCAGGCGGAAUUGACAGCUAAGGCUACCCAGUCUUUUCUUGCAAACCAGGCGAGAAUGACAGCUGAGGCGAUAAUGCGACAUGAGAUGGAUCCCAGUGCGUAUUUCGACAUCAAGCUCCAGGAAGCCGGGGUCAAUCCAGCUAAGCAAGGAAUGCCCGGUCGCGAGGGAAGUCAUGUUGCAUCCCUGGACCUUGGCAGUCUGGACAAGUACAUGAAGGAAUACGACGAGCUCCAUGGCAGCAACGAACUUACGUUGCUGAAAGUGAUGUCAAGGUGCAUUAGGGACGAUGCCAAACUUAAAUCUACCCUGUCGACACUGAAUCGCAACAGGAAUAACAAAAAAUAUGUGAGGCGUGUGGUACAGGAGAUGAGUGCGGACUGGAUGACACUUGAAGAGGCUGCUGUCAACUUCGGAAUCCCACUAGAAAAGACAGGAGUCUUAGACGCCGAAAACGUGGACCUGUUCAUCCUGUUCGUCGGUAUGCUCGCUCGAGAUCAUAAAGAUCAACAUUCAAUCAUCGCCAAGCAGCUCACGGAGAUGUUUGGGGUUCGCCAGGCUGCAUCACUGGUGCAAAGAAUGGAUUAUUGUUGGAGAUGUUAA
Molecule: messenger RNA, 1572 nt
Organism: Hyaloperonospora brassicae
Lineage: Eukaryota; Oomycota; Peronosporomycetes; Peronosporales; Peronosporaceae
Source: the annotation of a GenBank genome assembly